GACGCUAUUGCGCAUAAAUCGUUUUUCCCUGGCUUUCCUAAACGUAUUAUUAAAGGCGAUGCGGACAAAGCAUUUGCGGAAGCUGAUCAUAUUUUAGAAGGAGAAAUACGUAUAGGCGGCCAAGAGCACUUUUAUUUAGAAACAAUCGCUGCUAUUGCCGUGCCUCGUGAAGAAGAUGAAUUGGAAGUAUUUUGUUCCACACAACAUCCCACUGAAAUACAGAAACUAAUCGCUCAUGUCUUAAAUAUACACAUAAACAGAGUUAAUGUUCGUGUAAAGCGUAUAGGAGGUGGAUUUGGUGGGAAAGAAUCUCGUUCGACGUUACUCACGAUACCAGUAGCACUUGCAGCACACAGAUUGCAGAAACCAGUUCGUUGCAUGCUAGAUAGAGACGAAGACAUGAUGAUAAGUGGAACACGACAUCCAUUUUUAUUCAAGUAUAAAGUUGGAUUCAAUAAUGAUGGUCUUAUCAAAGUCGUAAAAGUACACAUAUAUAAUAAUGCAGGUUAUUCUCUUGAUUUAUCAGUAUCGGUAUUAGAACGCGCCAUGUUCCAUUUUGAAAAUUCAUAUAAAAUUCCUGUGUCAGAAGUGUACGGAUAUGUGUGUAAAACGAAUUUACCAUCGAAUACAGCUUUCCGAGGUUUUGGUGGACCACAAGGAAUGUUUGUAGCUGAAACUAUCAUUCGGCAAAUCGCCGAUUAUCUGAAUCUAGAUAUCGUCAAGUUGUCCGAAUUAAAUUUAUAUAAGAAAGGCGAUGUGACGCAUUACAACCAACAACUUGUCAAUUGUACUCUAGAUCGUUGCUGGCGCGAAUGUCUAGCGUCUUCACGUUAUAAUGAAAGAAUGAUCGAAGUUCAACGUUACAAUAGAGAGAACCGAUUUAAGAAAAAAGGACUCGCAGUUGUACCUACGAAAUUUGGUAUAGCAUUUACUGCAUUAUUCUUGAAUCAAGCAGGUGCAUUGGUGCACAUCUAUACUGAUGGUUCAGUUCUAAUUAGUCAUGGUGGCGUUGAAAUGGGACAAGGUCUACACACAAAAAUGAUUCAAAUUGCUAGCAGAAUAUUAAAAGUAAAUCCAGCCAAGAUACAUAUCGUCGAAACGGCCACCGACAAAGUCCCUAAUACAUCUGCAACUGCAGCGAGUUGCGGAUCUGAUCUCAAUGGCAUGGCUGUUAUGAAUGCAUGCAAGGAACUCAUGAACCGAUUACAACCGAUAAUUAAUAGUGAUCCAGAAGGUACUUGGGAAGAGUGGAUAAAAGUAGCAUAUUGUCAAAGGAUUAGUCUGUCCGCUACCGGUUUCUAUCAAACGCCCAACAUAGGAUAUUCUUUCGAAACUAAUACAGGCAAUCCCUUUAAUUAUUUUACGUACGGUGUUGCUUGUACAGAGGUGGAAGUUGAUUGUCUUACUGGUGAUCAUCAGGUUUUACGAACAGACAUUGUCAUGGAUUUGGGAGAGAGUUUAAAUCCAGCUAUCGAUAUAGGACAAGUUGAAGGAGCUUUCGUUCAAGGAUACGGUUUAUUCACAUUAGAAGAAAUGAUUUACUCACCAACAGGGACCUUAUUCAGCAGAGGACCUGGCGCAUACAAAUUACCAGGCUUCACCGACAUACCUCAGGAAUUUAAUGUUUCUUUAUUAAAAGGAGUUUCUAAUCCAAGAGCAAUAUAUUCUUCUAAGGCUGUUGGCGAACCACCGUUAUUUCUAGCAUCAUCUGCGUUUUUUGCUAUCAAGGAGGCAAUUAAGUCUGCGCGUAAAGAUAUGAAUAUUCAUGGCUACUUUAGACUUGAUGCACCUGCGACUGCUGCACGUAUACGUAAUGCCUGCAUAGAUAAUUUAACAAUGAAGAUUACAGAGCCUGAUUUAAAACGGCAAUGGAAUAUAGUACCGUGAACAAAGAAAUCCGCAAGAACAUAUUUAUAAGACUUUUCAGUUUUAAGGAUAAAGAUAUUAAACAUUCAUUUAAA
Wasmannia auropunctata (little fire ant) is the source of this 1961-nucleotide messenger RNA. It is a transcript of the gene ry, whose product is annotated as xanthine dehydrogenase-like. NCBI's taxonomy places the organism in Eukaryota, Metazoa, Arthropoda, Insecta, Hymenoptera, Formicidae. Gene Ontology annotation, molecular function: iron ion binding; oxidoreductase activity; molybdopterin cofactor binding. The annotation marks the transcript as partial. The record is from RefSeq and is a predicted model, not a curated record. The transcript is spliced from 10 exons.